Messenger RNA from Solanum dulcamara, 2746 nucleotides. Its product is annotated as acyl-coenzyme A oxidase 2, peroxisomal. Gene Ontology annotation, biological process: fatty acid beta-oxidation using acyl-CoA oxidase; lipid homeostasis. The transcript has 7 exons. The record is from RefSeq and is a predicted model, not a curated record. Gene Ontology annotation, cellular component: peroxisome. The coding region runs from base 291 to 2372 and encodes 693 amino acids. Gene Ontology annotation, molecular function: fatty acid binding; FAD binding; acyl-CoA oxidase activity. NCBI's taxonomy places the organism in Eukaryota, Viridiplantae, Streptophyta, Magnoliopsida, Solanales, Solanaceae.
UGCCCACUCAUGAUUCACCCAUCCCUAUCUUGAUCGACAUUGAAAGGCGCGCCAAACAUCACUUUUCUUCCAAUGACGUAUCUCCACGUGGAAUGCCAUCGUGGCUACACGUCACACUAACGUUCCGUAGAAACUCUUUCUGUUCCUCCAAACUUCCUCUCAACAUAUCCAUUUUCCAACCUCCAUAACCAUAACACGCCUUUCUUUCUUUCUUUCCCUCUCUCUACCUAUACAUACAACAACUCUGUAUCUAUACAUUCACUGAUUUAUCGUUUUUGUUUCAAGAUUCCAUGGAGCUUCAAAAGAUCAGCUCAAAGGGUCCCCAAAACAGUGAAGAAACGGCCGAACUCGUGAACCGGCGAAUCAAUCUGCUGACUUUGCACCUGAACCCGGUUCAGAACACCCCGGUUCAGGAAUUGGAGCUGCUAAGAUGCGCAGGGAAGGUGAAGGCGAUUAAGGUGAGCACGGUAAAACUGUCGGAAUACAUGAGAGGGAAGCAUAGGGAUAUACAGGAAGAAGUUUUUGCUUACUUCAAUUCAAGACCGGAACUUCAAACACCGAUUGAGAUAUCGAAAGAUGAACAUAGGGAAUUGUGCAUGAAACAGCUUGUGGGUUUGGUAAGGGAAGGUGGAAUAAGGCCAUUUAGGUAUGUGGUUGAAGAUCCGGCUAAGUAUUUUGCUAUUGCUGAAGCUGUGGGAAGCGUUGACAUGUCACUUGGCAUCAAAAUGGGUGUUCAGUACAGUCUAUGGGGAGGUUCUGUUAUCAACUUGGGUACUAAAAAGCACAGAGACAAAUACUUUGACGGUAUAGACAACAUGGACUACCCGGGAUGCUUUGCAAUGACGGAGCUUCAUCAUGGUUCAAAUGUUCAAGGUCUUCAGACAGUUGCCACCUUUGAUCCACUCACAGAUGAAUUCAUAAUUGACACGCCAAAUGAUGGGGCUAUUAAAUGGUGGAUUGGUAAUGCAGCUGUUCAUGGGAAGUUUGCAACAGCUUUUGCAAGACUGAUGUUACCAACUCAUGAUACAAAAGGUGUUACUGACAUGGGUGUGCAUGCAUUUAUUGUUCCAAUAAGGGAUAUGAAAACCCACAAAGCACUUCCGGGGGUUGAAAUACAUGAUUGUGGCCAUAAAGUUGGCCUGAAUGGAGUAGAUAAUGGUGCGUUAAGAUUUCGUUCAGUAAGAAUUCCACGGGAUAACCUUCUUAAUCGAUUUGGAGAUGUCUCACGGGAUGGGAAAUACACUAGCAGCCUGCCCACAAUUAACAAAAGAUUUGCUGCCACACUUGGAGAACUUGUAGGUGGUAGAGUUGGCCUUGCGUAUUCUUCUGUGGGUGUUCUCAAGAUUGCUGUUGUUAUUGCAACAAGAUAUUCUCUUUUGCGUCAGCAAUUUGGUCCUCCUAAACAACCUGAAGUUAGUAUACUUGACUACCAAUCUCAGCAGCACAAGCUUAUGCCAAUGUUGGCUUCAACCUACGCAUUCCAUUUUGCCACACUGCAUCUAGUGGAACAAUAUUCUGAAAUGAAGAAGUCUCAUGACGAGGAACUGAUAGGGGAUGUACAUGCACUUUCUGCAGGGCUUAAGGCCUAUAUCACUUCGUACACAGCAAAGUCAUUGAGCACAUGUAGAGAAGCUUGUGGUGGCCAUGGUUAUGCCGCUGUCAAUAGGUUUGGAAGUUUGAGGAAUGAUCAUGACAUAUUUCAGACAUUUGAGGGAGACAACACUGUUCUUCUGCAGCAGGUAGCCGGUCUUCUAUUGAAGCAGUACAGGGAGAAAUUCCAAGGUGGGACGCUCACUGUCACAUGGAACUACCUAAGACAAUCCAUGAAUUCUUACCUUGCUCAGCCUAACCCAGUAACUGCUAGAUGGGAAAGUGAAGAUCACUUACGCAAUCCUAACUUCCAGUUGGAUGCUUUUAGGUAUCGUACGUCAAGAUUGCUUCAAAGUGUAGCUAUCCGGCUUCAGAAGCACUCCAAGACUCUUGGAGGAUUUGGUGCUUGGAAUAGAUGUUUAAAUCACCUGCUGACGCUUGCAGAAUCUCAUAUCGAAUCAGUCAUCCUUGAAAAGUUCAUCGAAGCAAUUAAAAAUUGCCCUGAUGAAAACUCUCGUGCUGCCCUAAAACUCGUGUGUGAUCUCUAUGCCUUGGAUAGAAUCUGGAAUGACAUAGGAACUUACCGCAAUGUGGACUAUGUGGCCCCUAACAAAGCUAAGGCAAUUCACAAGCUAGCAGAAUAUCUAUGCUUCCAAGUAAAGAAUAUUGCAAGGGAACUUGUUGAUGCCUUUGAUCUUCCAGAUUAUGUUACGCGUGCUCCAAUCGGUGUGCAGACUCCAUCAGAAGCUUAUUCACAGUAUACUCAGAAUGUUGGGUUCUAGUUUCUAACAAAAGUGGGCAAGUUAUAUAUUUUCAUCUGAUUUUCAUAGUUCAAGAAGUUCCCCAUGGUUCUGGGAUGGUGGGUUAGGAGGGAAGAAGAAUGCUGAAGGUUGGUUAAGAGGUUCCUUAUAAGUAUACUUUGUACCCCAUUAUUUAUGCUGGUGUCAAGCUUCUUGUAUCACUUUUAUCUUGGUAAAGCAAGCUUGAUGAAUUCUUCUUGUAUUCACUGUUGUAAACAAGUUCUAAUAGAUGAAAAUGAUAUACUUGUCUUAACAUAAAAUAUGAAAUCAGAUCUGAAGGGGUGCUAUUACAUCAACAUUUGCAAUAUUUAUCGUGUUUUAGAAAUGUAAAAUAAAAUUAUUACUUUUUUCAUUUU